Molecule: messenger RNA, 549 nt
Organism: Populus euphratica (Euphrates poplar)
Lineage: Eukaryota; Viridiplantae; Streptophyta; Magnoliopsida; Malpighiales; Salicaceae
Product: calcium-transporting ATPase 12, plasma membrane-type-like
Exons: 3
Coding region: 1-549 (182 amino acids)
Cellular component (GO): plasma membrane; intracellular membrane-bounded organelle
Molecular function (GO): P-type calcium transporter activity
Source: RefSeq, a predicted model, not a curated record
AUGAUCUUAUCUGGGUUAUUGACAACUACCACCUUAACAAUAUCAUCAGGAGAAGCUCUUAUGACACCAAUUCAGUUGUCCUGGGCUAACUUGAUUGUGCCUGUCCUCGGCGGCAUGGCUGUGAUCACCGAACCACCUGGAGAAAAACUAAUGAACAGGCCUCCAGUUCAGAAAACACAACAACUUAUAAACAAGGCCAUGCGGAGAAACAACAUGGCUCAAGUUGUUUACCAGGUUGUGAUUUUUGUGAUAGUCCAUUUCAAAGGACAGGUGAUUUAUGGCACGGAGCAGAAAGUCAGGAAAGCUAUGGUGUUCAAUAGUUUUGUUCUUUUACAGGUUGCCUUUGUAGAGAUUUCAGGCAUCAUCAAAGGUAAUGCAAGGUUAGAUUGUGAAAAAUGGGGCAUUUGUGCUUUAUUUAUAAGGAUUAUGGACACCACUUAUCUCUAUAUUGGUCAACUCCUCUUCACCGUGUUGAGAUCAGGACAUGUCCAUGAAGAAUCCAGAGCAUACCGCCUAUCCAAUAAAGCUGAUCCAUGGAUCACAUCGUGA